Pogoniulus pusillus (Red-fronted tinkerbird) is the source of this 4255-nucleotide messenger RNA. RefSeq names its product regulating synaptic membrane exocytosis 4 (gene RIMS4). Gene Ontology annotation, biological process: positive regulation of synaptic transmission; calcium ion-regulated exocytosis of neurotransmitter; regulation of synaptic plasticity. Bases 226 to 1038 code for a protein of 270 amino acids. The transcript is spliced from 7 exons. Gene Ontology annotation, cellular component: cytoskeleton of presynaptic active zone; presynaptic membrane. The record is from RefSeq and is a predicted model, not a curated record. Gene Ontology annotation, molecular function: small GTPase binding; transmembrane transporter binding. NCBI's taxonomy places the organism in Eukaryota, Metazoa, Chordata, Aves, Piciformes, Lybiidae.
GCGGCGCCCAGAGCGCCGGGCGGCAGCAGGUGGCUGUGCGCUGAACCGCUCGGUGCGGCGCUGCGCUCCCGUCUCGCCUCACCGUCCAGCCGCCUCACCGCGGCCCUCGCCGCAGCCAAAACGCCGCGGGCCGUGCUCCGAGUGAAGAAUGGGGCGGCGAAGCUGGCCAAGCCGGCGGCGACGGCGGGCGAAGCCCCCAGCGGCGCCCCCGGCUCCGGGCUCUUCAUGGAGCGUUCGCAGAGUCGACUCAGCCUCUCCGCCUCCUUCGAGGCCCUGGCCAUCUACUUCCCCUGCAUGAACAGCUUCGACGAGGAGGAUGCGGAUGGGGAUGGUCGGAGACUGAAAGGAGCCAUCCAGAGGAGCACAGAAACUGGGCUGGCAGUGGAGAUGCCCAGCAGGACCAUCCGCCAGGCCAGCCACGAGUCCAUCGAGGACAGCAUGAACAGCUAUGGGUCAGAGGGAAACUUGAAUUUCAGUGGAGUCCAUCUGGCAUCUGCUGGGCAGUUCAGUGACUUCCUGGGGAGCAUGGGCCCUGCACAGUUUGUUGGGCGUCAGACCUUGGCCACCACCUCGAUGGGGGAUGUGGAAAUUGGCUUGCAAGAGCGAAAUGGGCAGCUAGAAGUGGAUAUUAUUCAAGCUCGAGGACUGACACCAAAACCCGGCUCCAAAACACUGCCAGCUGCUUACAUCAAAGCUUACCUGCUGGAGAAUGGCGUCUGCAUUGCCAAAAAGAAGACAAAGGUGGCUCGCAAGUCCCUGGACCCUUUGUACAAUCAGGUGUUGCUAUUUGCUGAGAGCCCCCAAGGCAAAGUAUUACAGGUGAUAGUCUGGGGAAACUACGGCCGCAUGGAGCGCAAGCAUUUCAUGGGAGUCGCCAGGGUGCUCCUGGAAGAACUGGAUCUGUCGACUUUAGCGAUUGGCUGGUACAAGCUCUUCCCAACCUCCUCGAUGGUAGAUCCCACUACAGGCCCGCUCCUGCGCCAGUCCUCACAGCUUUCCCUGGAGAGCGCAGUGGGACCCUGCUGUGACAGGUCUUAGUGAUGACAUCACUUUCGACAGAAGUCCACAUUAACUUUGACUGUAGCAGAAAGGAAGGACAGGGCUGUUGCUGCUGCCCUGAGAGAGGCAUUUCUGCUGUAGACUUCUCUGUGAGUUGGUGUGCCUGUGGAAGCCCCCGGGCCAAGAGUGGAACAGCUGUAAGUGACUUCCUACUGCAGAGGUAGUAAACAGUUUCAGUAUAAACUUGAUGACUGUUUUUCUUAGGCUCUCUAGUAUUUGUAACUCGAUGAGAAUGGUUCCCACUGCCACUGUAGCCCAAAUAAAGCAAAAAAGCCUUUGCACCCUGGGGCCACACAGUCUCUGCCUAACAGCUGCCUGUUUUCCUUGAGAUACCAGAGGUGAGCUAAAGGGAGAGGUGUUUUCAGAGCAGCAGAUUGAGCUGCUCCUCUUCAAAGGCUUUGUGGGUUAUUCUGUCCAUUUCACAGGUGGUAUUUACCAUUUUGUUAGAGAAUUCCACCCAAGGCAGACCUGGACAUUCGCAGAGAUCACAGGAACUGCCAUGUCAAACAGGACCAGGCUGUUCUGGGCCACUCAGAAGUCAGAUGAUUCUGGGACCAGCUAAGGAAUUUUCCAAAGUGGCAGGAUCAGGAUAUUGGGUUUUGAGUCCUCUCUAUCAUUGAUGCAGUGCAUAAACCAAAGUGACUCCCAAACAGCAUCCAGCCCAUUGCCUGUGGACAUCUGGCAGCAUUUCCCAUAGGAAAAACCUUGAUGUUGUUCUCAGGAUGGAUGGUGGUGUGACCAUGCAGCAAGUCACUGCCCUGGUGAUGCUGGAGCCCCAUGAAUGGAGAACUAACUCUUGGGGGGUUGUGAAAUGGCUCUGAGAGGGAAAAGAGCAGUGUAAAUGCAAAGUGUUGUCAGCAGAGAAGCCCAGGGCAUAGUGAAACCUGGAGUGAGCAUCUAAAUGAAAUUGCAGCUACCAGAUGUGAACCAAACACCUGGAGAAGAGGCUGACCAGUGAAAGCCUUUCCAUGUCCAGCCCAGCACACCCUGCCAAGGCCUGGCUGUCUGUAGGGAUGUGUCUGCAUGAAUGGAUAGAGGCACAGAGCAGAACACCUUGGAAAGUGCCAAGUUCCCUUAGGGAGGAUGAAUCCCUUAGCAGGGGCUGGCUGGUUGUGCAGUCUGUGUCUCAUUCCCUUACAUGAGCCUUUGCCCACACCAGACCCAGCAGCUGAGUCCAUGGGACACUCAUGAAAUUUGGCAUGGCAGAGCCCCAUGCUCCUGCUGUGCCCAGCAUGUCCGACAGCCCACCUGGCUCCAUCAUAUCUGUGAAGGUGACACUUGCCUGGGCACUUUGCAAGUGAUUAGGUGUUGCCACAAUGUGGCUGUCUUAAACCCACACUGCCAGGCUCCUCUCUACUGGUUGGCCAGUGUCCCAGUCACCAGACAGCCACACUUCCAUCCCUAGCCCCAGCCCUUGUCCACCACGGCAGCUUCAGACUUCUCCUGAGGACCCUCAAGAUCUUCCCGUGGUGUGGGUACCCUUCUGCCCACCCUUCCCUGUGGUAGCUGCUCUCAUCUUGGUGCAGGAGAGGAACUGGGGAGAGUUUCUUGUAGCAUUUGGUUCUUUGCACUUUAGUGGCUGAAACUGAGAGUGAGCCAGCAGCAGCCCUCGCAGAGCACCAGCAGAGGCUGCCCCCCAGCCAUGCUCCCUUCGUGACCUUCCAGUAGCUGAAAUGGCAAAGCUGUGUCGUUACACCCUGCUCUGCCAGGUCGAUAGGCAGCUCGUGCAUUUACACUGCACACUGGGCACCUCGUGUGGGCUGGAGAUCGCCAGCAGAGGGGUCCUGUGGGCACAGGCAGAACCUGGGCACAGUGAGCUCUGCAUGAGGCAGAAGCAACUGAGGCACGUGAGCUUUCCAGGAGCUAGGAUUUUGCACUUGCUUGGACACCAUGGUUUGUGGUAGCUGCCCACUGGGGCUCCAGAUGCCCCUAAACACCACCCUGGAACUUUAAAUCCUGCAGCACUGUUUAUUUUGGGGCUGUUCCUCUUUCCCCAGUGCUGCUCGCUGGCCUCUUAUGAUUCCAUCUUCUUGACCUGGAGUGGGUUUUGGCUUUCUUUGGAGCAAGGAAGAGUGAGGUUUGGAGAGCAAAUCCAAAGCAUGUUCCUGCAGCUGCACCAUGCUGGGCUUGCCUUCCCUCCAGCGAGCUGCAGACUGCUCUCUGUACCAGGUGGAAAGGGCAUCCCAGGCACGCAGUGCCUCACCCAACACCCCCUCACAGCACUGCCAUGGCCUGCCACCCGCCUGGGGUGCCAGUGUGCUGCCCACCUUUUGUGGCAGUCCUGAGUUCAGACCACAGGAGUCCUUCCUUUCCUGUCCUUGGUAGAAGUUAGAGGUCUUCUUCAGAGGCUCCACAGCUGUGCUGGGGCCGUGACACCCAGGAGAAGGCAGAAGAAGGAGCUGCCUCUGUGCUGGCCAGGGAGAAGGGAGCUGCCAGUGAGCUUCCCUCCUGGUUCCCUUUGUGGUCCCCUGUGCCCUCUGCUCCUGCAUGGGUUCUCCCUUCCCUCUCCACACGAGGCCUUAUUCCAGCCCGAGGGGACUGAGGCUGCCCACAACAUCUCUUUGCACUGAAGCAUCCAUCCCACGCUGCCGCGGGGAGCCCCGGGGCAGUGCUGCAGAGCUGGCCUCUGCUCGGGGAUGGAGCCCCCACUCCGCCAUCCGUGCUGUCCUUCCCCAGUGCCCGCUGCUCUGCCUUGUUCCCCACUGCCAGGGGCCUGGCCACGGUAGGGAAAUGUGCAACCUUUCCACUUCAUUAACUGUUCCGUGAAGACCAAAAGCUUUGCAAGGGCACUGCACAGCUGCUACCUCUCCUCUUGCCUUUCCGUAGGAGUGGAGGCAGCUGAUCUGCUCUUUCUGGCCUCCGUAACCCUCUCCAAAGCUCUUUGGAGGUUUUUAACAUCACCUGGUGAGAUGCAGUCCCCUUGGAACCAGUGGGAACACAGGCAAUGGAGCUGGGCAGCCUGCUGGGGAGCAGCUUGUGAGGUGCGCAGGCUGCCUUGGGUGGAAGGUGGGACACAGUCCCGGCAGCGCCGGAGUGGCGCUGGCUGCUGGCCUGGAGUCAGGAGAGGACUCUGCUAGACUUUUUUCCUGUCUGUAGGUUUUAUUCAGACAAUAUGUAUUGAUUGAGUGAUUUACAAUUCAGUGUUAAUCUAAUGACAACGUUGAUAAUGGUGAUAAUAAAACCUUUCUUUUUCCUA